Molecule: messenger RNA, 4152 nt
Organism: Trematomus bernacchii (emerald rockcod)
Lineage: Eukaryota; Metazoa; Chordata; Actinopteri; Perciformes; Nototheniidae
Gene: ncoa7b
Product: nuclear receptor coactivator 7
Exons: 17
Coding region: 211-2655 (814 amino acids)
Biological process (GO): regulation of transcription by RNA polymerase II; response to oxidative stress
Cellular component (GO): nucleus
Source: RefSeq, a predicted model, not a curated record
CUUGCUUUAACAUUAGCACAACAGGAUAUCUGUCGUUUGCCGCUGCACCUUAAGAAGAGGCUGAAAUCUGGUCAACAGGAAUUCCCAUUGAGCGAGCUGCUACACUGAAGAAUGUAGCUAGGACAAGAAAGAAGAGGUGAUCUUCCAAAGUAUGCUGUGGAUGUUUGUAUGGAUGCCCCUGACUGCAUGCUGAUUUAACACCCUGGACUGAUGGAAAAGAGAGACAGGAAGCCGGGAUAUUUUGCCAGGCUGAAGAGGCGGAGACAGCUCAAGCAGAGCCAAUCAGAGAAAAGCGUGACUGAUCAGAAUCCCACCAUCAUUUCCUGUCCAGACAUCCCAAAUGAGGGCGACCCGCACAAAACAACGGACCUGCAGAGAAUAACAUCGAAGCCACCGGCCUGCCCGGAAAAUGGCUGUAAAAGUACCAAUCGGGCAAAGAAGGAAAAGCAGAGGCCACCAGGGACAGUGGAGUUCACUGUGGGAGCUAAUGAUUCCCUCAACAGCAUUGCACUCAAUUUCAACGUCACCCCGAACAACCUGGUCCAGCUGAACAAGCUCUUCUCCCGCAGUGUGUACCCCGGGCAGAAGCUGUUCGUCCCCGAUGUGAGCCAAUCAGAAACAGAGCUGAAGUCCUCGAGUUCCACUGAUCCCGCCUUCAGAAAUGGCUUAUCAGAGAAAGCAUCACAUGAUGGCAUUUCAAACGGCAAGUCAGCAAAGUCCCUCCGGCAUGAUCUCUCCCCAAACUCAGAGGACGAGAGCCCGGCAACCGUUAAAUUCAUCAAGAUGAGCUGCAAAUAUUUCACAGAUGGCAUGGGAGUGGUGGGCGGCGUGCUGAUUGUGACCCCCAACAACAUCAUGUUUGACCCCCACAAGUCGGACCCCCUGGUGAUCGAGCACGGCUGCGAGGAGUACGGCCUGAUCUGCCCCAUGCAGGAGGUCGUCUCCGUGGCGCUGUACGAUGACGUGUCGCGCAUGAAGCUCAAAGACGCUCUGCCAUCAGACCUACCCCAGGAUUUGUGUCCUGUGUACAGGCCCGGAGAGUGGGAGCAACUGCCCUCGGAGCGAGAUCUGAACCCCUUCAGCCGCUACGAGGCUCUUGAUCCCAAGCGACCAAUCGUGUUGGAUGACAUCGAAUCAACCCUCUCAGAAACUGUGAGCACAGAGGGUGAUCCGACGGAGAAGUCUCCAUCAGACGAAGGCUUCACUGAGUUGGAGCCGACUGUGAACGCGAGCGCUGAAGAGGUGGAGGCGACAUCCUCCAAAACUCCCAGCAUCCUCAGCACGGACCAACAGGAACUAGGACCAAGCUGCUCAGGCCGGGAAGACUUUAAGGACAAGUCGAUUGGUGGUAAAACUAAAGUGAAGCUGGACGAUGACGAGGAUGAAGGCGUCGCUCAGACCAGCUCCAUUGAGGAGGGAGAGUCAACACAAUCCUCUUUAGAGACUGAAAAACAGGGUAGCUUGCUGGAUAAUCCUACAAACCAAAAGGAAACCAAAUAUAUACAACCUAAAGGGAUAGAAGAGCUGCUAAACAGUGCACAUUAUGAAAUAAUCGAAGCACCAGUGGACCAAAACAGUAAACUGAGUCUGAAGGAGGCUUCAGAGGUUUGUGGGGGCUCGAGUCCUAAGAGACAAAGCCCUGUCAGACCAGCAGGGGGCGCUGAGCUCAGCGAGGAGGAGAUACGCAAGAAAAGCUACGAGGCAGAAGUGAAGACAUGGCUGCUGGAGAGGAUGCAUGCUCCAAUAGAAGACAUGCUCUUCUCAUCCAAGGAGAAGAGUAAAAUCCCCCCAAUGUUCCUGUGCUUCAAAGUGGGAAAGCCAAUGAGGAAGUCCUUUGCCACCGCAAUGACUUCUAGUCCCGCCCACUCAUUUGGGGGCCGGGGUAAACAGCCGGAGUACUGGUUCGCUGUGCCACAAGAAAGGGUGGACCAUCUGUAUGCAUUUUUCGUGCAGUGGUCUCCGGAUGUGUACGGGAAGGAGGCUCGAGAGCAAGGCUUUAUUUUGGUGGAGAAAGAUGAGCUGGACAUGAUCGACAACUUCUUCAGUGAGGAAGCUUCUUGCAGUUGGGAGAUCAUCACCAUUGACGAGGCUAAGCGCAGGCAGAGUUUCACCAGCUGUGAUGCAGAACUAUCAGUGGAUGCACUUCCCAUACUCAGUGAGGCCAGUGACCUGCUGCAGGACACGCACAUGGAGAAGCUUGCAUGCCGCUUGCCGCCCCGUGUGCAGAUCUACCCCUGGAGACUGGCCUACAGCACGGUGAAGCACGGGACCAGCCUGAAGACUCUGUACCGGAGCCUGGCAGACGUGGAGAGUCCGGUUCUGCUCGUCAUCAAAGAUAUGGACAACCAGAUAUUUGGGGCUUUCUCAAGUCAUCCGUUCAAAAUGAGCGAACAUUGCUACGGCACAGGAGAGACGUUCCUCUUCAGCUUCUGUCCUGAAAUCAAGGUGUACCGCUGGACGGGCGAGAAUUCUUACUUUGUGAAGGGAAAUAUUGAUUCUCUGCAGAUGGGAGGAGGAGGUGGUCAGAUGGGUCUGUGGCUGGACGCUGAGCUGUACCGAGGCACCACCAACAAAUGCGCCACCUUCAACAACCAGCCCCUCUCCGCCCAGCGGGACUUCAACAUCCACAGUGUGGAGGUCUGGACCUUCGAGUAGUCUUACCUGAUCAUAGGUACUCCUACAUUCAACCUCUGCUCCAACACCCUCCCCCGCCCCCCCCAAGUCUAUUACACGCCACUUGGAGGCAAAGCUAGCUCCCCCACAACGACACUGAACGUUCUGUGAACGGCCAUCUGUAGCCUGCAUCGACCUUCGGCAGGCAGGUCGGCCAGUUUGCAUUUGGCUCCUUCUUCCUUCUAAGGUGGAAGUGUGUCGUUGCUCUCCGUUCAUUGGCUGCCUUAGACAUCCGUCAACGCCUCAAGCUUUCCCAGCAUGCAAACUGCCUGACCACCAUAAGAGAGGAAAGAGAGAAGAGAGAAGAGGAAGGAUGCUCAUGUUACUAUUGAGGUAAUCCCUAAAAUAUUUCUAGUGUGAGGAAGAACAAGGUUUCCCAUUAUGAUGAACGUUAUUUUGUGCAGGAAUAAUGAUGUAAUUAGUUUCUUUGGGAAUGUACAGGAUAAAGUGCUGAAGACAUUUUUUUUUACGAUGUUAUGGAUUUUAAAAGGAAGUGGAAAUUGCCAGAAAGAUUAUUUUGGAUCCUCUACUAUUAAAUUCAUUUAAAUGCAGGAAAUGUUUACAAUGGAAGCGUUGCACUUCCUCUGACGGCUGAGUUUAGGUGAACUUAAUGAGUGUUUCAUUUAAUUAUCUCACAACUACUUAAGUUUUAAUUUCCCCAAAAGAAAUCCAGGUUUGCAAAGACCAAAUAUGUUCCAUUUUAAUUUCGCAUUUGUUGUGAGUUUAUUUUAUAAAAUAUUUUAGAUUUUUUUAUUUUAAAAUUGUAUUCUUAUUACAUUCUUUACAAAGAGUGCUCAAUUUUAAUGGAUGUGCUUUUAUAGAAAGUGUUGAAUGUUUCUGUUUGUGAUUGGACCUAACAAGCACUACAAAUGACUGUUUUGUCAGUAUUGAAUUCAUAUCUCACGUCGACUGAUUUCUAUCUGUUUUUAUUAAUUUUGCGGUCAUUGUUUAGAGCCAGUAGAAGUUAAACAUGAUGUCACUUUGCACUACAGGAUUUAUCGACAGUCAUUGCUCUGUUGUGGCCUCGUGUAAUUAAACAUUUAUUCAAUGUAAAAUUGUUACUUAAUGCUAUUUGAUCACCACUAUAGGUCAGCAUUUGCUUUACUUAAAAAUGGAAAAAGGGACAGUCUGUUUUUGCACUCUGGUAAGCCACUAACAAAAAUUUCCGAUCUACUAACACAGAAAAUAAAUGUUAAUUUAUAUCCUUUGUGUCCGACACAGGCUUGUAGUGCAUGCAUUAUGCAAUACUGCAAAUGUUUGACACCACUCAAUGAUACCUGCCAUACUUUUCACUAAUGCCAGUAAUCGCUUUAUGUGAAAAUGAGCUUUGUGUUCUUGUGUUUUAACUGUGAAUGAUCCCUGAGUAUUAUUUCUCGUGAACCCAAAACUGCUGUGAUAUUACUAUGGAUCUAUUUAUUGUGUUGUUAUAGCAAACACAUUUAAACCUAAAUAAAUGUUAUAUAUACACAUAUUAUUAAG